CAAUGUCACACGCCCCACGAGCGCACAGCGCCAACAACUCGACUGCCGUCACGCUCCACUUCAAGGAGCGAGGCUCGCGCACCCCUUUGUACCGCCCUGCCGCACUGCGACGCAAUGGUUCCGUCACGCGCGAGAUGUACGCCCACCCGUCGCCGCCGCUGUCGCCCUCCGUCGCCGCAACCGAGGCCAAGUCGUCGUCGUGGCUCUCGUCGCUCGUGUCGCCCACCGUCGACGCCCCCAAGCAGCACCUCGACGUGUCGUGCGUCCGCGGUCGCAUGCUCCCGAGGAGCCAGUGGAAGCGCGACGACGAGACCGACCAGUGCGCCGACCCCGACUGCUCGCAGCGGUUCGACCUGCUGAACCGGCGGCACCACUGCCGCACCUGCGGCGACAUCUUCUGCGCGUCGCACUCGUCGCGCUCGACCUUCCUGUGGCCGUCCGGCGGCGACGAUGCCGCGCCGGCCUGGACGCCUCGCGGCACCCCUCGCGCGACGCCCCGCUCGUCGGCCGUCGACCUGCCGUCGCUCGCCUACUCGGUGUCGCCCUCGGCGUCGGCCAUCUCGUGCGCGUCGAGCAACAACUCGUCGUCGACCGCCUCGUCGUCGACCCCGACCUCGUCCCCGCCGAGCAGCCUCCCGUCGCUCAUGCCCCUCUCGGCUCGCGUCUGCGACCGGUGCUACUUCUCGGUGCCGGACCCGUCGGGCGCGACGACGCCGCUCCUCACGCCCCCGGUACCCGGCGGCGGCGCGCCCAUCAACCCGUGGUCGUUCGCCGACUCGCUCUCGCGCCCCAUGACGCUCCGCCACCCGCACUCGCGCGCCUCGUCGGCCUCGCGCGCGUCGUCGCCCGCCCACUCGCCGCCCGGCGCGAGCGAGCGCUCGGGCAGCGCGACGAGGGGCGCCCAAGCGCGCUCGCGCCAGGGCAGCGCCACGUCGGGCUCGUCGUCGACGGCGCCCUCGUCGUCCGAGUACUCGACGCCGUCGACGAGCGUCGAGCGCCUCCCGGCCGCGCCCGGCUCGUCGUCGAGCGCCGGCACCUCGCCCGAGGAGCUCUGCAUGGCCCAGGCCGCCCUGCAGCGCCGCCGCAAGAACUCGCUCUCGCUCGCGUCGCGACGAGCGGCGAGCGCCUCGCGCGGUGUGGCGCCGCCCUCGAGCGCCCUGAGCGGCGCCGCCGGCGCAGGAGCGGGCGCGUCUGGCCUGCGCGCGUCGAGCGUCCCGCCGAGGCGGCAGGGCUCGAGCGCAAACCUCGCCGCGCCGCUGCCGCCGUCCUCGCAGCAGGCGUACCGGGCCCAGCAGGCGUCGGCCUCGGCGUCGAGGCACAAGCCGCACGCCGAGGAGGACGAGAGCGACGCGUCGACUGAGGUCGAGGACGACGCGCCGCGAGCGGCCGACUUUGCGCCGUUUGGGCCUCCUCGUGCGGGCGCGGGGAGCGACGACGACGAGAGCGACGACGAUGAUGACGAGCGGCACAACGAGACGAUCCGCGAGCGCAGGAGGAUGCAGCAGGAGUACGGCAGCGUCGGCAUGUCGUGGGCGACGUUUUGAGAAGGCGGCGCAUCGUCCUUCUCCCCUUCCCUCUCUCACUCUCUCUUUCCCUCCUGCCUUAAUCCUUGUCGUGCCACCUCGUCUGUGUCUCCCUCGUCCGUCGUCAUCGUCACAUAGACCUUAGUCCCCGCCUGUCUUUCCCCUUGUCGUCCUCGUCUACAUAUUCCUCGCCCCCCUUUCCUACUUCCCCUCGCGCCUCUCCCUGUGUGUGCACCCCUUCUCUCGCGACUCUUCUACGGCCUCUCUAGACGCUGUCUCUCUUCCCUUGGGUACAUCUCUCUCUCUCUCCUCGUGAUUGUCUGCCGAAUACUGCUCGCGUCGUCUCAUUCUC
Rhodotorula graminis WP1 is the source of this 1875-nucleotide messenger RNA. RefSeq lists its product as uncharacterized. Gene Ontology annotation, cellular component: ESCRT-0 complex. The annotation marks the transcript as partial. Gene Ontology annotation, biological process: protein targeting to vacuole; protein transport to vacuole involved in ubiquitin-dependent protein catabolic process via the multivesicular body sorting pathway. Gene Ontology annotation, molecular function: phosphatidylinositol-3-phosphate binding; ubiquitin binding; metal ion binding. Lineage: Eukaryota; Fungi; Basidiomycota; Microbotryomycetes; Sporidiobolales; Sporidiobolaceae. The transcript has 5 exons. The record is from RefSeq and is a predicted model, not a curated record.